Molecule: messenger RNA, 1047 nt
Organism: Anguilla anguilla (European eel)
Lineage: Eukaryota; Metazoa; Chordata; Actinopteri; Anguilliformes; Anguillidae
Product: DEAD-box ATP-dependent RNA helicase 27-like
Exons: 4
Coding region: 60-488 (142 amino acids)
Source: RefSeq, a predicted model, not a curated record
CAUUGUUUUAUCUCUCUGCUUAUUUAAAACAGAAUAAUGCAUUUUUAGCUUAUAUUCCUAUGAAAUGCAUAUAUUGUUUUACAUUUUAUCAGUGCAUUCUCUCUCUCUCUCUCUCUAUCUCAAUCUCUGACGUCCAAGAAGCUGAAGGUUGUGACAAUGUCGUUUACUCAAUCGUGGCCUUGGAGGACCAGAAGAAAAAGAAGCGGAAGGAGAAGAACACUCAGAAUGCUGAAGGUGGUAAUGACGUUGUUUAUUCAACCCUGGCCUUGGAGGACCAGAAGAAGAAGAAGAAGGAGAAGAACACUGAGAAAGCUGAAGGUGGUAAUGAUGUUGUUUAUUCAACCCUGGCCUUGGAGGACCAGAAGAAGAAGAAGAAGAAGAAGAAGAAGGAGAAGAACACCGCAAAUGGCGACGCAGACGUGCUGUAUUCCACAGUCAGGACUGGACAAAGAGAGCAACACUGGCUCCCUGAUCCUCCGCCUUUAUAGCUUCCUCCAGACCAGGUUUUACUUCAUGCUGGUUAUAAAGCGCUGCAUUCUCCUAUAGAUGCCUGACCUUGAGGAUCAGUACAGCACAGUACAGAUCAGCAUUUCCCCUCCCCAUUUCAAAUAUUGCUGAAUGUGUUUUUACUUUAUUUUUUACUGACUAUAAAAUAUUGUAUCAAAGCUUAGAUUCAUAUUCAUGAAGUAUGCCAUAAUAGGACUGCUUUUGACUUUUAGUUUAUAGUGGAUAAGAUUAGGAUUUUGACAGUGGAAACAUGGUCUUAGAUCAGUGCUCCCACUACAAGAUACUUUAUGAAUAUGGGUCUGGGUCUUUAUUCAACACAGAAGAAUUAUCCGCUCCUUAUUUCAACAUGCAUCUGCUUUCACGGUAUUUUAUUAACCCAUAGACCUGUAAUAGAUGUACAUCAGUAUUAUCUGAAAGUGAAUCCCGGAGGGGUUAUAUGGUUUCUUUUAAUUAAAAAUGCUGAAAACAGUAAAUCAAAUUAUUUCAAGACUACUUUCAAAGUGAUUCUAGAUAGCCAUAAAUAAAAAUAUGAAAAAAGGC